AUGUUCAGGGAACUUCAACAAGGCCAUGAAUCCCGAAGUUUGGCCUCACGGAGCUGUUGUAAGCCGUUUUUUUUACCACAAGAAGAAACAGACAGAAGAAGCUUAGUUUUUGAUCCAGAUAUUCCAUUAUUAAAUAUCCCAAGUGUUAGUCAGAAGACUGGUUUUAAAUUGGAUAAGUUAGAAGUAUUCAAUUCUCCUAAUUUUGACACAGUUGGUAAAAAUUCUUCAACUAUCAAUCAAAAAAGUUUUGGCUUGCUUCAUCAAAAUAUACAAUGUGUAUCAACAAGCAUUGAAAAACUAGAGUUCUUCCUGCAGUGCGAAGGUCUACAUAAUGUAUGUGUCUGUUUAACUGAGCACUGGAAAUCUAAAGAACAACUAGAACUACACCAUAUAAAUGGAUUUUCUCUGGCUUCAUCUUUCUGCCGUGACCAAGGGGAACAUGGAGGGUCUUCAAUCUAUGUGAAAGAGGGUGUGGUUUGGAAGGAACGUACUAAUAUAUGUUCUCAAUCUGAGAAAUAUAAUUUUGAAGUGAGUGCUGUUGAAAUAGACUAUUGCCUUUUUAAUUGUGUUGUGUUGUGUAUUUAUCUGCCUGGACGUGGCUCUAUUGAUGUUUUUAUGUCAAAACUGGAUCUAAUACUUGAUGUGCUAGUCUCCGAAGACAUUGGUCAUCAGCGUACCUCCAAAACAGCGACGAUGGAGAUCCAACAGCUUGUACUAAAGAGGUUAAACACAUCAGUAGCCACUCAAAUUGUUCAGUCAGUAGGUUGUCUGCAAGAAAGCUUCACCGGAACCCUCCAAAGGUGUUUAGAAAACCUAGAAAAAAGCUGCCAUGAACAAGAACACAACCUUUCCGCUUCUGAUGCAGUUCGACAAAUCGUUAGUGCCGCCUACAACAUAGAUUUGAAUCAUUCUUCUUCUUUUUCGAUUGUAUCUACAUUAAUGGAUCGAUUGAGGCAACUUCUUUCGUCAUUUGCGCCUCCUUGGUCUUCAUCUUCCCAGAUCCAGUGCAGCAACUUUCAGUGGCAACUGCAGGUUGCUACGAAUAUGAUAGAAAAACUGAGUGCUUCCAAGUUGGCUAGAACCAUAGGCGUGCAAUGCAAAGAACACAUAAAAUCAUCACACGAGUCCUUCCUGUCAGCCAUUCGUUCGUUGGACCAUCAGCUUUCUGACCAAUUAGAACAAACUGAAGAACAAAGAAUAGCUAUACGCAAGAGGCAUGCUCCAAAGUUUGCGAGGUUAGCUCUAGAGAGUACGUCUUUGUGUGAUUUAAUUAGAUAUGGUAUGCCAAAGCAGAUUAAGGAGAUAGGCAGGGGUCAAUAUGGUGUUGUAUCAUCGUGUGAGCCUUGGGCUGGGAUCAAUCCAUGUGCAUUUAAGUCUGUUGUGCCACCAGAUGAUAGGCAUUGGAAUGAUCUCGCCAUGGAAUUCUUUUACACUAGGACGAUUCCCGGGCAUCCAAGGAUAGUAAAACUUCGUGGGUCUGUGAUAGAUUAUACUUAUGGAGGAGGUAGCUCACCGGCUGUGUUAUUAAUUAUGGAACGGAUGACAAGAGAUCUGUAUUGUGGACUUCGUAGUGGACUUACAUGGCUUGCAAGACUUCGAAUUGCUAUUGACGUUAUCGAAGGAAUUCGAUAUCUUCAUUCACAGGGUUUGGUUCAUAGAGACAUCAAAUUGAAAAACGUUCUUUUGGAUUCAAAAGAUAGAGCAAAACUAACAGACUUUGGAUUCUGUAUACCAGAAGCAAUGAUGUCUGGAAGUAUAGUUGGCACUCCAGUUCACAUGGCUCCAGAAUUACUAAGUGGACGAUAUGACUCCAAAGUAGACGUAUACGCAUUUGGAAUACUCUUUUGGUACAUUUGUGCCGGACAAGUUAAACUUCCAACACAUUUUGAUCAAUUUCAGAACAAGGAACAGUUGUGGAACAGUGUUAGAAGAGGGAUUCGGCCUGAAUUUUUGCCAAACUUUGAGGAAGAAUGCUGGAGUCUCAUGGAACAGUGCUGGGCGGCAGAUCCUGUAGACAGACCUUUGUUAGGUUACGUACAACCCCAACUCGAAGCUAUUUAUAAUAGUGUAAAGGCAAAAAGCCAAUGCCAAUCUGCAAGUAGUACCAGUCCAACCUAAACUUUGAACAAACAAAAUUAGCUGAUUUUAAUUGAACUUUUUACAUAUCGAUUCAAUAGAUGAGCUUUUUACAGAAUUAUAUACCUACUUUAUGAACUGUUCUCACUGUUACGUUUUAGAAUUUCGUGAUUGUUAUAACUGUUUUCUACGUACCAUUAAGUUUUAUAGGUGUAACUACAGCGUUAUUUGUAUCAGUGAUCAUGAAGGAGUGUAGGCUUGCACAGCCAGUGAUUGGUAAAGGAACAUGGUUAUCGAAGUGGUGUAUUUGAUCUUAUUAAUUAAUGGUUGAGGUGAACGAUAUGAGAUUUCGUCUACGCCCGCUCCCGAAGCGCCUUUGAGAAUAUCUACUGAAGUUGAAGUCAAAACUUCAAUAACAUACAGGGGGUUUAAUUAAUAAUUAGAAAUAUUUUAACUAUAGAUUCCUGGACUAAAAAUAUUGAGGUUUAACCCAAAUUACCUAGUCCGAAAAUGCUUCCUAAGGGAGAUAGAGCUCUUUGAAGAUGGCGUCUUUUAAUUAGUUUUUUUUAAAUACCUCUAGACUGCUUCUAUUUAGAAAAACGAAAACUGGUACGUCUAUUUAUCUUCCAGUUAUAAUUCCGUUCCAUAAAUUGCGAAUUUCUAGUACCGCUCAUAGGUGUCCCUUUUGGGUAGGGCAACGGUUAUUUUAUCGCAUCUUUUAAGAAUUUUUGACACUGGAUUAUUAAAUUAUGAGAUAUUGUUGUACUAAAAGGUACUCUUGCUUUAAGUCAGUACGAUACACAGUUUUCUAGAAAAAUCGAUUUGAAAAUUUUUAGUUUUUUUGAUUUGAGCAAAAUUUGAAAAAAUUUUCAAAAAAAAAACAGUGUAUUUUACUGAUUUAAAGAGCAAGAAUAACUUUAAGUACUAGAAUACCUCAUAAUUAAAUAGUCUAGUAUCAAAAAUGCUUAAGAAUUAAAGACACAAAAAUAAUGCGAUAAAAUAACCGUUGACUUACCCAAAGCGGACGCAUGUGACCGGUAAUAUAAAUUUGAAAUUGAUGAAAUCGAUUCAUCUCUCAUACACGUACAAGUUUUCGUUUUUCUAAAUAGUGUUUUUUUGCAAAUUUUUUUCAAAUUCCAAAAAUGCUAAAUUUUCAAAUCAAGUUUUCUGGAAAACGGUGUAUCCUACCGACUUCAAGAGUGCCAUAUAGUACCAGAAUACUUAAAAAUGUAAUAUUCCAGUGUCAAAUAUGCUUAAAAGUUGAAGACAAAAAAGUUAUGCGAUAAAAUAACCGUUGCCCUACCCAAAACGGACGCCUAUGAUCGGUGCUAGAAAUUCGAAAUUUAUGAAAUCGAUUUAUCUCUGGAAGAUAAAAUGGCGUACCAGUUUUCGUUCUUCUAAAUAGAAGCGUUCUGGAGUUAUUAAAAAAAAACUAAUUGCAAGACGCCAUCGUGGGGUCUUGUAAUAUUCAGCAAUUUACAGUUAAAAUAUUUCCAAUUAAUAAUGAAACACGUAUAAACACAAUAAUUUAGAAACACGUGUAAACCUCGAUAACGUUGUUACCCAUUAGUGAGAUUGUUUCGAAUUAAUUAACAAUUUUUUCUAUACUCAUGAAAUUAUGGUCAUUAUUAAAUUAUGAUAACUGUCCUUAAGUGAAAUAAUUGUUAACGAUAUUUAAAUGAAUAAAAUUAUUUUACUUC
Messenger RNA from Diabrotica virgifera virgifera (western corn rootworm), 3776 nucleotides. RefSeq names its product dual serine/threonine and tyrosine protein kinase. The transcript has 6 exons. Gene Ontology annotation, biological process: protein phosphorylation. NCBI's taxonomy places the organism in Eukaryota, Metazoa, Arthropoda, Insecta, Coleoptera, Chrysomelidae. Gene Ontology annotation, molecular function: protein kinase activity; ATP binding. The record is from RefSeq and is a predicted model, not a curated record. The coding region runs from base 1 to 2118 and encodes 705 amino acids.